This is a messenger RNA of Myzus persicae (green peach aphid), 594 nucleotides long. Its product is annotated as zinc finger and BTB domain-containing protein 24-like. The record is from RefSeq and is a predicted model, not a curated record. Gene Ontology annotation, cellular component: nucleus. Bases 304 to 594 code for a protein of 96 amino acids. Gene Ontology annotation, biological process: regulation of transcription by RNA polymerase II. The transcript has 2 exons. Lineage: Eukaryota; Metazoa; Arthropoda; Insecta; Hemiptera; Aphididae.
UCUGUUAACUACCGUCUAUGUGUAUUGUCGUGUCAAUACUGAGUUCUAAUGUGUUUUUAAAGUGUAUACAAAUACUAUAAAAUAUAAUAAUUUAUUCUACUUUUAUUGGACACCGUAGUUCAUAUUUCUACCACCAGUUCUAAUAUUAUCGCAUGCGUUAUAAUAAGCCGCUUAAAUAAAACUAUUUUACACUGCUAUUUAAAGUAUAAUAUAUUUUUUAUACUUAAUUACUCAUCUAUCCGUUGAAGGGUAAAGUCGUGUUUCGCGAGUUCGACUAUAGUGUUCAUCAGUUUUAACAUAACCAUGUUCUCAUGUAGUAUAUGCGAUAAGACCUUUACUAGGAUCUGCAGUCUACGCAGACAUGUCAAGUCACACGAUAUACAAAAUAAAAUUUCAUGCAGUAUAUGCUCAGAAAUAUUCACACGGAGAGACAACCUUAUCAGACAUAGCAAGGAAAAACAUCAAUCAAAUAUUGCAAUUCAACAAGAACCAACCAUAACCAAUCGAGAAAUUCAAGAUUUUUUUAAACCAGCUGAAAACAUUUACGAUUAUAAUGGUAAAUAUUUUAUUCAUAUGUUUAUUCACCUCCUAUGA